Sciurus carolinensis (gray squirrel) is the source of this 1240-nucleotide messenger RNA. RefSeq names its product EBNA1 binding protein 2 (gene Ebna1bp2). Gene Ontology annotation, biological process: rRNA processing; ribosomal large subunit biogenesis. The record is from RefSeq and is a predicted model, not a curated record. The coding region runs from base 194 to 1111 and encodes 305 amino acids. The transcript has 9 exons. Lineage: Eukaryota; Metazoa; Chordata; Mammalia; Rodentia; Sciuridae. Gene Ontology annotation, cellular component: preribosome, large subunit precursor; nuclear periphery; nucleolus.
AGCGGAAGUCCCGCUAGCUGCGCUGAGCCGGGUAGGUGAGUUGUUGGUGUUGGUGUGGCUCGGGCGCACGUGGAGCUGCGGAGUGCGAGUGGGUGCUGAGCGCAGUAUCCGCGGCGAGGUUCCCCUCUGCCAGUUCCGCAGGCCUCGGGCUAUCUUGCGCUUCCGGUUAGGUCCUGGUCGGGCGUGCUGCGGGAUGGACACUCCUCCGCUCUCAGGCUCAGACUCGGAUUCUGAUGAUUCUCUUGUCACGGACAGAGAGUUGCAGGAUGCAUUUUCCCGCGGACUCCUGAAGCCAGGCCUCAAUGUCGUGCUAGAGGGGCCAAAGAAGACUGUGAAUGACGUGAAUGGCUUGAAACAGUGUUUGGCUGAAUUCAAGCGGGACCUGGAAUGGGUUGAAAGACUCGAUGUGACCCUGGGUCCGGUGCCAGAAAUCAGUGACCCUCAGCCUACACCUCAGAACAAAGAGCAGAAAGCUGUUAAUCCAGAAGACGAUUUCCAGCGGGAAAUGAGUUUCUACCGCCAGGCCCAGGCUGCUGUGCUUGCAGUGUUACCCCGCCUCCAUCAGCUCAAAGUCCCUACCAAGCGACCAACCGAUUAUUUUGCCGAAAUGGCUAAGUCCGAUCAACAGAUGCAAAAGAUUCGACAGAAGCUGCAGACCAAACAGGCUGCGAUGGAGAAGUCUGAAAAAGCUAAACAACUGCGAGCACUUAGGAAGUAUGGAAAGAAGGUGCAAACAGAAGUUCUUCAGAAGAGACAGCGAGAGAAAACGCAUAUGAUGAAUGCCAUUAAGAAAUAUCAGAAAGGCUUCUCUGAUAAACUGGAUUUCCUUGAGGGGGAUCAGAAAUCCGUCCCACAGGGCACAAAGGCAGGAGCUAAAAGCCAGCAGAUGAAGAAAGGGCCCAGUGCUAAACGACGAUACAAAAACCAGAAGUUUGGUUUUGGUGGAAAGAAGAAAGGCUCCAAGUGGAACACUCGUGAGAGCCAUGACGAUGUGUCCAGUUUCCGGGCCAAGACAGCUCAUGGCAAGGGUCCCAAGAGGCCUGGAAAGAAAGGAUCAAAUAAGAGACCUGGAAAACGAACAAGAGAGAAGAUGAAGAGCAGGACCCGCUGAGCAGCAUCUUUUUAUACAAAGAAGAAAAAGGGAUGAAGCCUUGGAAUUUCAAAGUACAUUGGUUUCUUUUUGUUAAAAAAAAAAAAGAAAAAGAAAAAUUAUCAAUUAAAUGUAUACCCUUGGUUAAAA